AUGGGAAAAACAGCAGAGAAGUUGGACACAGAUUUUAUAAUUUCAACAGGUGAUAACUUUUACGAAGAUGGAUUGACAGAUGUACAUGAUGCAGCUUUUGAUGAGUCAUUUACCAAUAUUUACACUGCCCCAAGCUUGCAAAAACAGUGGUACGCAGUGUUGGGCAACCAUGACUAUAGAGGUAAUGCCUUAGCACAACUGAGUCCUGUCCUUACGAAGAGGGAUAGCAGAUGGCUUUGCAUGAGAUCUUUUAUUCUCAAUGCAGAAAUUGUAGAAUUUUUCUUCGUGGAUACAACUCCAUUCCGAGAUAAAUACUUUCAAGAAGACCAUACUUAUGACUGGCGGGGUGUGCUUCCCCGGAAGGAUUAUCUCUCAAAUCUCUUGACGGAUGUGGAUUCAGCAUUAAGGGAAUCAAUUGCCACGUGGAAAAUAGUGGUUGGGCACCAUACUAUGAGAAGUGCUGGAAUUCAUGGAGACACCAUUGAGCUUGUUGCCAAACUUCUCCCAAUACUUCAGGCUAACAAUGUUGAUCUUUACAUAAAUGGGCAUGACCAUUGCUUGGAACACAUCAGUAGUCUUGACAGUCCACUUCAGUUUCUGACUAGCGGUGGCGGAUCAAAAGCAUGGAGGGGCAAUGUUAAAGGGUGGAAUCCAAAGGAAAUGAAGUUUUAUUACGAUGGACAAGGCUUUAUGACAUUGCAAAUUACUCAAAACGAAGUUGGUGUCCAGUUCUAUGAUAUUGUUGGCAAUGUUUUGCACAAAUGGAGUGUGACAAAGUCGGUUUACGCAUCUAUUUAGAGAGCUUAAUUUACAUGGAGGGGCUCUAAGUGGCAGUUCAUCGCGAUGAUCUUAGUUAUAUAUGUUGUCAAAUAUGAAGAUUGGUAAUGGGGAAUAUGUAACCGAACCAUAUUGUUAUUUUUAAUUAUUUGUUGAUAAGUUUGUUUUAUUGAAAGUAAGCAAAAAUUUGAAUUA
Molecule: messenger RNA, 972 nt
Organism: Camellia sinensis
Lineage: Eukaryota; Viridiplantae; Streptophyta; Magnoliopsida; Ericales; Theaceae
Source: RefSeq, a predicted model, not a curated record